AUGACUCUGGGGAUCUCCAGCGUGGAGGUGGCGGCGGGUCCCGCGGUGGCGUUCGAGGGACACCGGGCGGCGGCGGCGGCGGCGGCGGCGGCGACGGGGGCGGCCUGCGUGGACUCCCGGGAAUUCAGUCUAGCUGCCGGCACAGUCGGCGGUGAGGGUAGGCGGGAGGCGAAGGAGGAGGAGGUGGAGGAAUCACCGAGCUCUUCGAUCGGGUCGGCAGAGGAGAGCUCUCUCUCAUCGUCGCCGUCGGAGGAGGGGGAGGAGGAGGUGCAGAGCAAGGUCACUGAUGGCGCAUUGGGCUCCAUGGACUCCCUCGAGGAGUCCCUUCCCGUCAAGUAAGAACCCACCCUCCUCCCUCGUCUCCUCCAACUGUUCCGAUUUUUUCUUCCUCUCUGCGUCUGGUUUCUGGCCCCGCUGUGAUCGCCUGCAGCGUGGGUUCUUGAUAUCUCCGCUCACUGGCGGCAGUUCGCUUUGGAGUUUGGCUCGCUCCAAACUGGACGCCUCCUCUCUCUCUCUCUCUCUCUCUCUCGCUCUCUCUCAUUCCUUUCCCUCCCGCAGGCGGGGCCUGUCGAAUUGGUUUUCCGGCAAGUCCAAGUCCUUCGCGUGCCUCUCCGAGGCGGCGGCGCUGGGUUCGGCCAAGGACAUGGCCAAGAAGGAGAACCCCUUCAACAAGCGGCGGCGGAUCCUGACGACCUGCAAGGCCUCCUGGCAGCGGCGGGCCUCCUACGCCGCCCUCAACACCUCCGUCCUCCGUGCCCUCCGUGAAGACGGAGUUGACCACGAAGACGACGACGACGACGACGACGACGAAGACGGUGGCGGCGCCGCCUCUCACCCCUUCCAGAGGAAACUCGACGGUGCCUUCCGGUCCCCCCGAUCCUUCUCCCUCACCGAUCUUCAACACGCCGAGCUCGCUUAG
Spirodela intermedia is the source of this 919-nucleotide messenger RNA. The record is from the annotation of a GenBank genome assembly. NCBI's taxonomy places the organism in Eukaryota, Viridiplantae, Streptophyta, Magnoliopsida, Alismatales, Araceae.